Molecule: messenger RNA, 1005 nt
Organism: Trichoderma atroviride IMI 206040
Lineage: Eukaryota; Fungi; Ascomycota; Sordariomycetes; Hypocreales; Hypocreaceae
Biological process (GO): lipid homeostasis; mitochondrion organization
Cellular component (GO): mitochondrial outer membrane
Source: RefSeq, a predicted model, not a curated record
GAUCGGAGGGACUCGAACUCGACGUUUAUUUCGCUGCUCCAGCUCGACCCUGCGCCCAUGGACUCUGACGGGGAUACGCCGACUGAAAAGCAGAAUCCAAUGGACUCCCUGGCUCCGGAUGGCGCCUCUGUUGAGCGAAGUGUGGGCAGCAUCAAGUCUGGCUCGACCAUGGCCCCGGGGCUGAGUGGCAGCGGCCACGGCGCCAUCUACUACCUCACCCGGAUGCAAAAGUAUUCCAGCUAUGCUGUGUCCGUGUUCACCACCAUGCACCUGGCCAAUGUAUCUCUCCUUCCGGCGAUUACACGAAGCGUGGCCGGCUCGGAAACCUACCUCCUCAUGGGCCGGGAGCUCUACCAGACGUCUAUUACGGAGCCGUUGCUGGUUGGCUUGCCGGUGCUGAUGCACAUCGGCUCGGGAAUUGCUCUACGCCUGCUGAGGAGAUCGGAAAACAUACGACGAUAUGGAGGGUCGACACCGGGCAUGUUUUCUUUGAUAAGUUCACGAACCGACAGCACGACGUCCUCUUCUCGCUCUUCGGUUCGACUCUGGCCGCAGGUGAGCUGGAUCUCUUGGUCUGGCUACAUCUACACGGCCUUUUACGGCGCCCAUGUCUUUAUGAACAGAAUCCUGCCCCUGGUCGUGGAGGGAGACAGCUCCAAUAUCGGUCUGGCCUAUGUCUCCCACGGCUUCGCCAAGCACCCUAUAAUUGCGGCCACUGCCUACCGGGGCCUGAUUGGAAUCGGAUGCGGCCAUAUGGUUUGGGGACUGGCCAAGUGGUUCGGAAUUGCGCCCUCGACCAGCGGCUGGUGGGGGAGCCAAGCAGUCGCGGUUGAUAAGAAGACCAAACGCCAGCGCAGGCGGCGUUGGCUGGCGAUUCAGGCUGCAGUAGUGGCCGCGGCUGCAUUGUGGGCGGUGGGAGGGCUCGGGGUUGUUGCGCGAGCUGGAGCGUCCGAAGGAUGGGUUGGGAAGUUGUACGACGAUCUGUUUGCUCACGUCCAUCUCUGA